AUCACUCAUUCAUUGCCAAAAUUCUAGCAGUCUUUUUUUGUCUGAACUGCCGCCAUUGUGAGUACAUUGUCGUCAUUGUUCGUGUUUUCUGAUGCGCCAAUCUUGAAGACUACAGAAUCGUUUUACUAAAUUCCGUCAAAUAAAAUGGAUGAUGAAUGGGAUGACAAUUGUGAAGUGGUGAUGCCACCUCCAGUUACAAACAAUUUCAAGUCCUAUGAAGAUUCCUCUGUGGAUGCCGGCCAUAGUUUGUCCCGAGGCAGAGGUUUCCAGUCAUUUGAAGACAAUGGUUUCGAUAAGGAUGUAAGUAACGACUUUGGCGAGAGACGGGGCAGAGGCGGGCGAGGCGGGGGACGCGGUCGCGGAGGACGGGGCGGCCGCGGGGGCAGUCGGCCCGACUAUGAAACCAAUGGUGACAGUUACGAUGACAACGAUAGGGGUGAUAGAGGCGACAGGGGCGAAAGGGGCCGGGGUAGAGGUCGCGGUGGCCGCGGGGGCGGCCGCGGUGGCGGCGGUGAUAGGGGAGACAGGGGUGACAACCCUGAAGAGGAAGUCGGCGAGGACGGAGAACCAAAGAAACCCCCAGUCACAUACGUGCCCCCGGAACCGACCACAGAUGAGACCGAGAUCUUCAGUAGCAGUAUUAGUUCUGGCAUCAACUUUGACAAAUUUGACUGCAUCGCUGUUAAAGUCAGCGGAGAGAAUCCCCCACGGCCUAUAGACAGUUUCGAGAGCGCAAAUCUUCGGAAGUAUGUCCUCGACAAUAUAUUGAAGUCGGGCUACAGGAAACCCACACCUAUUCAGAAACACGCCAUACCCAUCAUCAUGAAUGGCAGAGAUCUGAUGGGCUGUGCACAGACUGGUUCUGGUAAAACGGCCGCCUUCUUGCUUCCCAUAAUAAACACGCUCUUACAAGACGUUCGAGAGCUUGUAGUCGGGUCUAAUGGAUGCGCAGAACCACAGGUUGUAAUAGUAUCGCCGACGCGUGAAUUGACGCUCCAGAUAUUUAAUGAGGCAAGGAAGUUUGCUUACGGGUCCAUAUUGAAGAUAGCAGUUGCAUACGGCGGAACUGCUGUACGCCAUCAAGGUGACAAUAUUGCUCGUGGCUGCCACAUACUAGUUGCGACCCCAGGCCGUCUCCACGACUUCGUUGACCGCAGCCGCGUCUCCUUCGAAAGCGUACGAUUCGUGGUGCUCGACGAAGCUGACCGAAUGCUGGACAUGGGCUUCAUGCCUGCAGUGGAGAAGAUGAUGGAGCACCCCACUAUGGUGAAGCCGGCGGAUCGGCAAACCCUCAUGUUCUCUGCCACAUUCCCCGAAGACAUCCAGCAUUUGGCCGGGCGUUUCCUCAACAAUUACUUAUUCGUUGCGGUCGGCAUCGUGGGCGGCGCCAGCGCAGACGUGGAGCAAAUAUUCCACGAAGUCACCAAAUACGAGAAACAGAAGACGUUGAAGCAACUGAUCGAGGAAAAUGACGGAAAACGUAUCCUAGUAUUCGUAGAGACGAAACGCAACGCCGACUUCAUAGCGGCAAUGCUUUCCGAACAACAGAAACUCACGUCGUCCAUCCAUGGGGACAGAAUGCAGCGUGAGAGAGAGGAAGCUCUGCACAACUUCAAGAGCGGCGGUCAUCUCAUACUGGUCGCCACUGCUGUCGCCGCUAGAGGACUGGAUAUUAAGAAUGUGGACAUCGUAGUCAACUAUGAUCUCCCCAAGAGUAUAGACGAGUACGUGCACAGAAUCGGCAGGACCGGUCGCGUCGGAAACAGGGGAAAGGCCGUGUCAUUCUUUGAUUCAGAUCAGGACGGCGCCCUAAGCGGUGAUUUGGCGAAGAUCCUGCGGCAGGCGGAGCAGCCAGUGCCAGACUUCUUGCAGGGCGGAGGUGUUUCCACCUACAAGGGCAACAAGUACGGGGGUAGCGACGUGCGGAAUUUCAAUAAUGCUACUUCCGGCGCAGACCAAGGCCAAGAACCAGACGAGGAAUGGUAGAAAUAAGGACAUUGUAAAAUCAGUGUUUGAACCUUUGAUUUGUGCAACACAUGGUGCGUGUAUAUAUCAUCGGUGCUUAUGACGUGACAUGAACCCCAGUGAUUAUUUCCUAUGUUCACACCAUAGAUAUAGAUAGUGAAAUGAGUUUUCCAUGUGGCAGAUAUGUGUGAGAGAGACAAAGCGGCCAUAGUUCUUAUAGAUAUUGGCUGCACCAUCGCUCUCUUCUUUUUUACCCACCUGCUGGACACAAGCAACGCGACGCGCAGAGAGUAUUUUGUUUUUCUUUAAUGUCCAAUUUCUUGCAAGUGUCACUCGAGUCCAUUCUCUUAUGUCUAUGGUUCACCCUAACACGAUUUAUAAUAACACAUUUCAUGACUAACUUACACAAUAUUGACUUCAACUACCAUCAAUUUCACCACAACAAGACUGCAACAUCUUAAGUUGAUUAAUUAGUAUUUUAGAUUUAAGAAAUAUUUUUAAGAAAUUUGUUACCGGUACCUUUGUGUGUAUUGCAUAAGACCCUUUGGUUUGUCAUUCAUCAUUGUUGUACUUACAUUUGUCUAGGAUUAUAAGUCAUUUUGAUUAUUUUUUACCCAUUAAGAACUAUUGAGUUUAAUUUUUAGUUUUUUCGUUGAUUAUCGUUUUUUUCCCAGGGUGUUAAACUUAAAAUCGACAUUUUAAGAUUAGGCAUUUGUGAAUGUAGGCCUUUUAAUACAUAACGCAAACUGUGAUGUGUAAAUGUUAAAGUUGCUCAGUUUAAAUUUUAAAAUAGUUUCGUUAUUCAUAGGUUUAUCAUGCUAUCUUGUAAGUGGAGAAAAUCUUAAUAUUUUCGUGAACCCCUUCUUCGCUUAUUGAAUCUCAAUUAUUGUACAAAGAUACAAGACCUCAUCUAAUAAAAAUGUGAACCACAUAUUUUAAGAAAUCUUACUAAGGCAGCUCUGCCUGCAAAUCCACUUCCUGUACAAAACGAAAUAUGUUUUAUAUUAUAAUCUGUGAUGAUUAUUAUAAGUAGAGAUAGAGAUAUACGUCGUCCUAUGCCAUAGAUAUUGUUUAGUUCAAAAGUUCUAGUAUGUAAUUGCCUCAAGAGCAAUAAAAAUAUGUUACAAAUUCGGUUCAUUUGGCCAAAUGAUUGUACAACAAUCCAAAUGUCAAACUGCAAUGGUUUGAUUAUACCUUUUUGUUGUUAAUGUUUACUUUAAUAAAAAACAAGAGAAAUAAGUAAAA
Chilo suppressalis (striped riceborer) is the source of this 3210-nucleotide messenger RNA. NCBI's taxonomy places the organism in Eukaryota, Metazoa, Arthropoda, Insecta, Lepidoptera, Crambidae. The record is from the annotation of a GenBank genome assembly.